This is a messenger RNA of Hydractinia symbiolongicarpus, 1150 nucleotides long. RefSeq lists its product as uncharacterized. The record is from RefSeq and is a predicted model, not a curated record. The transcript is spliced from 2 exons. The coding region runs from base 39 to 641 and encodes 200 amino acids. Lineage: Eukaryota; Metazoa; Cnidaria; Hydrozoa; Anthoathecata; Hydractiniidae.
AUAAAAUUAUAAGCAAUUUGAUCGAACAAAACAAGAAAAUGCAAAAAAAAAUCGAAGCUUUAGAAAAUACUGUGUAUGAACAAAACAAAGAGUUAAGAGAUCUCCAACUGACUACAGAGGCAACAAACCAAUACGGCAGACGUAGCAAUAUUGAGAUUUCAGGUGUAACAAAUGAUAUAGAUGAUGAUCAACUGGAAGAUAAAAUGAUAGAGAUUUUUAACAAAAUGGAGGUCAACGUUACGAAAUCCGAUAUCGAGUCUUGUCAUAGGCUUCCUGCGAAGAAAAAUCAAACAAAAAAAACCAUUGUACGCUUCGUCAAUCGCAAAAAUUGUCAAAAACUCUUAGAAAACAAAAAAAAAACUGAAAAUAUAAAUUUCGAGGAAAUUAAGCUGCCACCAAACAGCAAAAUCUACAUUUCCGAAAAUUUAAAUCGAUUUUAUCAAAGACUGGGAUUUGAAUGCAGACAACUGAAAAGAAACAAACUCAUCUACAGUUACAAAUAUCAAAAUGAAGCUUUUUUUAUAAAAUUUGAUAAAACCGAUGAAAAACACAAAAAAAUUACACAUGUGGAUCAAAUAGUUGAAUGGUUUCCUGGGUUCUACCAAAAUGAAUUGCUCAACUACGGAAACACAGAGAGUUAGAUUGUUGUCUUUAUCUCACUUUUCUCUUCUUUCUGCUACACACGAUUUUCCCGCCUAAAGUUCUUUGUUUGUUUAAUCUUAUCGGUGAUAUACGCUCAGUAUAUAGCGUUUGUUUUAUUUGUGAAAUCGUUUGAAGCCCAAAACCUGUUCUAACUGGUAAGUUUUCACUUUCUCUUUCUUUUUUGUACUUUUAGACCCUGUUUUCCCUUUAAAGCUGCCAGUUUUGUUUCCCCCCUAUAUAUAAUUUUUAUGCUUAGUUGUAAUGUCUGCAAAAAGCUAGUUGAUGAAUCAUGUAAAAAAUCAAUUUUUUGUGAUAUCUGUAAUUCCUGGAUACAUUUUCAAAACUGCUCUAGACUUUCAGUAUCAGAAUUUGAUGCCUUAUCUCACAAUUCUAGUAACUGGGCUUGUCCAAAAUGUUUGGACAGGACAUUACCAUUUUUUGAUUCAGAACAUCUGUCAAAUUGUAAACCAAAACCAACCCCAAAUUCUACAUCCCGUAUUAAUGAAAA